AUGGAGCCAACAGCCAAGGGACGGACUGAGAAGAGUUUCAGCUACGUCAUCAGAGCCCCCAGCAGUGAGGGGUUCGACAUAAUGAACGUUGAUGUGAAGAUUGACACAUCCUGGAUAUUCCAGGACAUGGAAGAUAGUGCUGAGGAGCGGGAAUGUCUUCAGGAAGAAGCAGCUGGUCGCCCAGACACGGAUAUGGGUGCGCUCAGGAGGCAGCUGGAGUCCUCCGAGCAGAAGCCGUCAGCAGCGGAGGACAAGUACGUGACAUCGGAGUCCGGGCUGAGAAGCAGAAUUCAGGAGCUGGAGCUGUCAGAAAGGAAACUCCUCCGGAAGGUGGACCAGCUGAGCACCCACGUGGCCCAGGAGAGAAGCGCCUGGCUCCAGGCCCAGGAGAAGCUGGCGGCGCUGCAGGGGGAGUUGGCCAGCCAGAUCCGGGAGAAGGAGAGCGUGGCCAGGCGGCAGCAGUGGUGGCUACGGCGGUUGCAGGAGCGGUUGCGGCGCAAGGACGAGGCACUGGGGCAGCAGGCGGCGGCCCUGGAGCGCUGCCGGCGGACCCAGCGGCGCCAGCUGGGCCUGGUGCGCGAGCAGGAGCGCGUCCUGCGGGAGCAGGUGCAGCGGCUGGAGUGCGACGUGCGGCGCCUCGGCCGCGCCGCGGGCCUCCUGCUGGCCCAGUGGGACACCGCGGCCCUGGGCUCCCAGGGCGCCACCGAGGCGGCCGCGGAACUGCGCGCCCUGCAGGCGAGGGCAGAGCGCAGCGAGCGCGAGCGGGAAGAGGCGGCGCGCAGGCUGCAGGAGCACCGGGCCACCGAGCGCCAGCUCCGCGGGCAGCUGGAGGAGCUGCGCUGCUGGAUCUAUGGGCUGAAGCUGUCAGAGAUUGGCCUGCAGGGCCAGGUGGAGGACCUCGCCCAGCAAAACCAGUGCCUGAGAGAGGAGCUGGGAGCCCAGGUCCCUGUUGGUCACUGCAGCCUGGACGCUCUGGGCUGUGUUCAGGGUGACUCACUGCCCCUGCCCAGGGAGGAGGCCCUGGACCCCUGCAGAAGCCAAGACUGGUGGAACUCCCUGCGGCCCGAUGAUGCCCCCAGACAAACGGCCCCAGCAGGCCAGUCCCCAGAGGGGCCCUGCACCUGGAGCUGCAUCAGGCCUGGACGGGCCUCUUCUGUUUUGGCUCCAGGCCCGGAGACCACAAGCGAGCUCCCCAGAGACCUGGCCGGAUCCAGCCGUGAACAGCUUACUCUGGCAGAGCCCAGCUUGGAUGAACAGAUUCUUCUCCUGGUCUGUGGCUGCCCACCAGGGGAGUGCUUGGACGAGUCACUCCUCCCCAUGGACCUGGCCCGGAUUUCAGAGAAUCUAGCAGCUGACCCAGCUGCAGAAGCCUUUCUCCUGGUGCAGACGUCCGCACUCCCUCUCUGGGGGCCGGCUGGGGACUCCGCUUCUUGGCGACCACUGCUGCUCCAGGAGGUUCCCUCAGAUGGACAACAAACCCAAGAAGAGUUGGCCACCAGGUCCCCGCCUCCUCCCAAAGCCACAGGACACCCAGGCUGGGAUUGUCACCAGACAAGAGGCCGCAGUGCCUCCCUCUUCCACGAGGCCCCAUACAUUUCAAAUCACCGAUUUCUGAAAAAACACCCCAAGGAUCUGAAAGACACUUGGAACAAUGGAGGAGGAAGCCUUGCGGGGAGAACUGAAGAGGGGGAGGCAAGGGGGACUUUGGGCAGGAAGGGGAAAAACCUUGGUGACAAGCACCAGCUAAGUCAGGAAAGCCAUCAGAACCUGAGCUUGGAGAAUGGGGCUGGAGCUGCAGAGGACGUGCAGGAUCAGAAUGGGGCUUCAGAGACUAAGGCCACCACCUGCCGCCCUGGGUCCUGGCAGGAGUUUUUGAUGCCUCUUCUACAGGGGGAGGCCUCAGUAUCAAAGGAGGGUCCCGAAUCCCUGAGCAGGAGGGAAAGGGUGGAAGGAUACGUCUGGGGUCUCCAAGGAGGACUGUCAUCAGAGAAUGAGGAAGUGGCGCCCCCAGCCACCUUCUCCAGGGCUAAUGAGACCAAAGAGCCAUGGCCAACAGACAGUCAGCUCCUCGCAGGGAAAGUCAGAGCCACUGGGAGGACAGCUAGGGGCAAGGAGGAAAACCAAGUGUGGCUUGGAAAUGCUCUGCUUCUGCAAGGAGGAAGCCUGGAGGACAAAGGGCUAGAGGAAGAGGAUGAGAUGCCGCAUCAAGAAGCAUCCGGUCUGGGGUGCAGGGGUGCCCCCGAGGAGCCUGACUCCCAGGAACAUGAGAGCAAGGAAAUGCUUUUCUUUGCAGGAGAGACAGGUUUGCCACUGUUUCCCAGAUUCGCCUUAUCAGUUGAAGGGGCCGAACCCACUGGUCAUGGUCAUCCACGGGCUGUGAGCAAAGGACACGACAGGUGUGCACUCACAAUCGAUGAGCUUGCACAGGACGUGGAGGCUUGUUUCCAGCAGCUGUCCACCCUGCAGCCGGGCAGCGAGGGCUGGCAGUGCUCAGCCUCUGCAUGUAGGGGAGAGAACUGGAGCUUUGCUCAGAAGUGGCACAGUGGCAGGGAGAGAGCUCACUCUCAGCAGGUUUGGGGAAAUUGGGGUAUUUGUUCUGAUGAAGAAGCAAAGUCUAAAGAGAGUGGUGAAGGUGAUAAGCCAGGAAAGGCCAUGGCCCUGGGCACCAGUGAAUUUCCUGGUAACCCAGGGACACUGCCUGAUUGGGAUGAAGCCAGCCCAAACCCUCCACAGGGGCCUGCUGAGCCCUGGGGUGCCCUCGAGAGAGUGAGGAGCAGGUUUCGUCAGCUCAUUUCUGGAUUGAAGAAACAGAGAAGCCAGAUUUUACAUGACAACACCAAGCUUCACGGAGACCAAGAGAGGUUCCAUGAAAGAGUGUGCGCCCUUGAAAGAGAGAGAGAGAGAGAGGUGACAAAAAUAUCCAGGCUCGAGCGGGAUAACCACAGGCUGGUAGGGGACAUCUCUCAGUUAAAGAAAGAACUGGACCAAUAUUUACAGGCAAUCUCUGACCUUGAAGACUGCAAUGGGAAGAGUUAUGGCAAAAUUUUGGAGCUUGAAGAGGAAAAUGAAAAACUGAAAGGGAAUCUGGGCCAACUCCAGAAAGCCACAUCUGAGAGUAUCAGGAAAUCCAAAGACACGAUGGGGCAAGUCACCCUGGAAAACUGGAAGCUCCAGACGCUGAUCUCGGAGCUUGGCGUCAGUUAUAAAGAGCUGAUAAAGGAUAUCGUGCUAGGAAUAGAAGACAUGAUCCGAGCCUUAAGUGGGGAGAACGAGCACCUUCUACGCAGGGUCCAUGUCCUGGAGAGGGAAGUCACCUUGCAGAGGAGCACGGAUCAGGGGCGUUUGGUGAGGGGAAGGGAGCACCUCCAGGGAAAAGCCAAGAUGCACGCUGUAGACAAAGAGGUGCAGGUGACUCCACUCACAGGACAGCUGCUUUCAAGAGCCUGUGGGCCACCCUUGGAGGAGGAAAUGAGUCUGGCUGCAGGGCAGACAGGACCUUCCACAGGCAGCGGGAAUUCCAGAUGCGGUGCUGAUUCUCCCCCUCCAUCGCUGGUCUGGAGAAACACUGGUGUAGCCAACGCCCUGCAAGGAAAUGUCAGUGGAGCAGGAGUGAAAGAAGCACAUUUGGAGAAAGAGGAGAAGAGGCUCAGGUGUUCUGUGGCUCAGGGGCAAGCUCUGAGCUCCCUGAGCAAUGGCCCCACGCUCCGGGACUCAGAGGCCGAGGUUACUGAGGAGGAUCCCAGGCUGCGUGCCCAGCAGCUCCAUCACCGGGUGCUGACCCUGCAGUGCCAGCUCAGGGACCAGGGCGCUGCCCACCAGGCAUCUCUGGACAAGGCCACCCGCCUCCAGGAGGAGCUCCAGGCCAAGCUUGAAGAACUUCAGAAAAAGCAACAUGAAGCAAAGUUGGCGGUGACUCCCCUGAAGGCCAAGAUAGCUUCCCUCGUCCGGAAGUGCCGGGAGAGGAACCGCCUGAUCACCCACCUGCUACAGGAGCUGCACAGACAUGGGCUGGGGAACCUCCUGCUCUCCGAGCUGGCACAGAACAUGCUCAACGACGUGGCACUGGCUGAGUACACGGCUGUCUUCCUGGCUCCAGGAGUCCCAGAGACAAGCCACCACCUGGACGUCAAGUCUGAGAUGACGGCAGCUUUAAGAGCUCAGACAUACCUCUUGAAUCCUGAAAUGGACAGUGUCCUCCAAAACUCAUUGUCUUCAGAGUCCUGGCCUGUUCCCGAGCCGGAGUGGCCAGCACAGACAGCCCAGCUGGAUUCUCUGAAGCUCCCUCUGUCCUUGGUGUCCACGCUUGAUCCUGGAACGUGCCUGGCAGCGGUCACUGUGGAACCAGGUCUCGCUGCACAACGUCUGCAAGGAAAAGGCGGAAUGCCCUGUCCUGCCCUCCAAGUCGAUAACGUCCCAGCACCCUCUGAGCUCCAGAGCCCAGCAAGGAUCCUGGCUUUUCACCAAGAGCUUAGACAAAGCAUUUGCAGCAAUUCCCAGGUACAUAAAUCACCGCUGGAGUUAGAAAUGUAAUAGGGCCACUCAUUCUCCGGAGCCAUUUCAUAGACUCCAUAAAUAUUUGAAGCAGAACCUUCAGAGAGUGCUUUAAGAAAUUGGUAGCAAUCAGAGCCCUCAUUUAGCGGCAAGUGGUUUUGCCUUCGGCUUUGGGAUUUUGUGUUCAUUGUCAGAGCUUGAGAGAAAUGCUGGCCUGUGCCUGGCAAAUUCUGAGGAGUUUGGCUUUGGCAAUGUCAAGGCAGCAUAGGAAAGAUUUACUACCAAACCUAUUGAAUGAUUGGUCCAGAGGUUCUCAACUGGGCGCAGUUUUAGCCCCCCAGGGAAAAUCUGGCCAUGUCUGGAGACGUUUUUGUUUGUCACAGCUGGGACACUGCUACUGGCAUCUGGUGGGUAGAGGCCAGGGAUGCUAUGAAAUGUCCUACAAUACCCAGGCCAGCCUCCUAAAGCAAAGAAUUACAGCCCGAGCGUCGCCAGUGCUGAGGUCGAGAGCCCAGGACGGAUCUCAUAGCUCCCAACAAGAUCAGCCAUGGAGAAUUGUUUUGUUUUUUUUUUUUUCUGCCCCCGGGGUCCUUCCCAUGUUUUAAAAGAUUUUUUGUCUACUAAGUGAAACGCCUAACUUAAAUCACCAUAUAUUUUACAUUUAAAAACAUUAAAACUAACCAGAACUUUCUAAUCAGUCCAUCCACUCCAAAAACCUCUGUUGAUAUCCACUGGAUGCCAGGCAAUGUGGCAUGAAGGAGAAGAGACAAGUCAAUGUUGAUCCUGGUGCCGGGGACCUCACAGGACAAUGGGAGAGAUACUCCUGUGAGUAAAUCAGCACGCACGCAAGUGUCACAUGUGCCCUGAGCAACGGGAUGAAGGCAAGGGUCCGUUCUACUCGGCUUGGGAGAACUGGAAGUCAGCCACAAAGGAAUGGCUGGGCAGUGUCCAGUGGGUGAGGUGGGAAGGGUGCUGCUGUACGAGGGAACGCAUGUGCAAAGGCCCUGAGGCAUAAAACUCAACUGUGCUGCUGUACGAGGGAACGCAUGUGCAAAGGCCCUGAGGCAUAAAACUCAACUGUGGAUGUGCCCCUGGAGGGGAAAUGGGCAAAGCAUGCUCUUGUCAAGCCAGCUGCAAGCAGUCACUGCAUCGUUCCCAUCCAGCACCCCUUCCUUCCACCGAGAACAGAGACUCGUGCCCCGAAUCAGGUGGGCGACUGAGGAGAAGAGCACUUCUAUCCUGAGGGCAGCCCCCCAAAAAGAGAGUCCAGGGGGCUUGGACGACACACAACAGACCCUGACCCAGGCUCACCCACCAGAGAUGUCACCUCUCUCUUUGGGAAGGGGCUGAGGAGGGGCUUAAGGGAAAGGUCAAAGCCGCUACCUGUCCAAUUCUGUCCUCUCCUGGAAGUCACCGUCCCUUCAUGGAAGGACAAACAAGGACAAGGACAAGGAACUGACGGCUCCCCAGGAAGUGUCAAAGUACAUAGAUUUAUUUUAACGUAGUUUAGCUUUUUGUUUUGAAAUGAAAAUUACACAGAGUUCCCGUAGACUCUUCCCCGGGCUUCCCUUGAUGUUAACAUCUCAUGUGACUUAUGUUGUACAAUUAUAGAAACUAGUGGGUUUUAUUUCGAGGAAAAUUGGGGAGCCAUUGAGACGUAAGAAAGGCAGCCUCAGCACAUUGAGUUCCACCCUUUAAAUUCGUUUAUGGGGUUUUCUGAUGGGUUAGCACAUUCAUCCAUGUAUUCCUGGAUUGAUUUACCCACAGAUCUGUCUAUUUAUUUAUUUAUUCAAUAUGCAUUUAGUGACUGCUGUGCGAGUGUCUGGCUGGAUGCUGCUGGGGAAGAAGUAAAGAUGAUGCUGUCCACCUAGGUUUUCAGGGACCCCCCUGGAGACCCUGUGGCCCCGUUACCACCCCUCAAGAAUCCCCAGAUUGGAAACCACUGCGGUGAUCCCUUUGUUGGUUCGACUACCCCAGGGCUUCCCUAUAAUUUCCAAGCAGGAAGUGACCUGCAGCACUGGUUUGGUGAUCCGCCUUCUGCCUCCCUCUGUAUUUUGGGACAACGUCAUUAGCUUUGAGCAUCAGGAACAUGACAGAGAGAGGACAGAAACCCGGUGCAGCCGAGGACAGCCAGCUGAGCCCUUGCUGAGCCAGUGAGAUGCAGCGUGGUGCCACCACAUCUGGUCUCCAGGACUCCCAGGAGCUCAGACGUCCGUCGUCUUGUGACUUCAUGCUCCCCUCUGCUGCGCUCACGUGCUGGGCCUGGGCAGAAAGGCAACCCAGGAAAUCCAUUAAAGCAAGCCAAGACGACCUUUGCAGCUUAACCCAACGAUUCCCUAAUAAAUCAUGUUUCCAAGGCAGAGCCACUUAUUCUCCCAGGCCAUGAAUUGCCGUCUGGGUCUAGCACUUUGGGUCGGCUCAAGCUUUGUGCCGUGGCUCCCUGGGGCACAGUACAGGAUGGCGGACUCCCCUCGCCUGGUCUGUAGACCCCAGCAUUUGGAAGGGCACAUGGUGGCUCCUUGCCACCCGUCAGAUGCUCCAGGGGCAGGACCUGCUCUGGCAACCCAGCAGGUUCAGGCAGGAACUUGGCACACAGGAGCUGGUCUCAGGCUGCCCCACAGGCAGGGAAUGACUACGAGUGACCCUGAGGCCUCUGGAGACCAGCCAGACGGUCCAGCCUGGCUCUGCAGCAGAAAACAAUUUGUCACACGGACUGUCAGCAAACAACAAUGGCGGACUUCCCUGGAGGUGGAGCCCUAAACCCUGCGAGAGCCUCAUGGGAAAUCAGGAUUUCUCCGGGCCCGUCCCUGUCAGCACACAGAUCUGCCUGCUGGUUUCCAUAAGCACUUGGUCAGAGCAAACAAAGGUCUUUCAUCAUCUGCUCCACGAACUCCCUUGGUGACCUGGAACCCAGCUGCUGCUGUCCGAGGAAGGAAGACAGCACAGGGGCAAACAUAGCAAGCUGGAAAAUAUUUACAUCCUUCUCAACUGACCGACAGAGCAGAGGUGGCCUAUGAUUUACAAUCCUUUCCAGUGAGCCAAAUUAUAAGCCAAGCAACCAUCUUCCCGUCUCAAGUCACUAAUAGGGAAUACUUCUACUCUGUAUGAUACCAACCUGGGGACCCAAGAGAUGGCUGUUGACUGUAAGAAGCCCAUAUUUAAUGCCAUGUGAGUGACAGGAAGUCGGGUCUGGAGUCCCAAGGACCUGUCGGCUCUGCUGCUCCUACGCUGGGUUGCCGUGCACAAAUAACUUACCUUCUUCCAACAUCCUCUUCUUCGUCUGUUUGAGGGUCAUAUGCCUACUUGACAGUUUUGCUCUGACAACCAAAUGAGCUAAUGGCUGGAAAAGCACCUGAACACUGUAAGAUUCUUUCUACGUGUCAGGAUCCUUGUUGUGUUUGUAAAAUGCAGUUCCUUCGACUUAGGUAUUUCACUGACGGUUGUCUCGGAGUGCACUCUGCCAUAAGGACUCAUUGAUUUACCAUUCUGCAUAGCUUCCAUCCAAGAUGGGUGAUGAGGGGAUGAUAGGAUGAUGGUUUUAAAAAAUCAUUGUAGUAGUUAUCUUGAUAUUAUAGAGCUGCUGAAGAAGCUUGGGCUAGGAUGGAGUUCCCAACCUGCACAAAAAGUUGUAUGCAUGUGAACUCUUUCCUAGGGAGAAGGAGCAUGGAUUUCAUCAGAUUUGCAAAUAAGACUGGUAGACAAGCACCCUAGAAGCCAAGCACCCCUGUAGCCAAGCACCCCUAGUCUCGGCAGAAAGGACUCUGUCCGGAAACCCGGAGAUGGACUCUGCCUCCAACUUGCUGGCGACUUUAUGGCUGUCCCUUGGCCUCUAUCCACCCCAGCUCCUUAUCUGUAAAAUGGGUGUGGCACAGUCUUCCAGUGGCUGAGUUCCUACUGAGGGGCAGGCUCUGGCCAGACAGGAAGCUUCCACACCCAGCCUUCUUGCUUCCAGAGUAAGCGAAGAGCUCUCCUUCUCUCAACUUGUGUCCAUGAGUUGCGCCCAACUGACCACAGCACCCCAAAGUGCCCAGGCAUGCAGCCUCAUUUCAGCUCCUUUUGCUCUGCAGUUAAAGAGCAUCGUGGCCCAGUUGCUGUGCUUGGACCCAGGGAGUCUGCUUCCUCUGACACCAUUUCCCUGUAAACUGCCGGGCUGUGAGGCCCGCCUACACUGGCAGCCAGGGGCCUGACAGGGACCUGUGAAAUCUCAGCAUCGCCCAGGAAGAUGCAGUGAAAAUCCAGCUGUUGAGCGGGAAACGUCAUUGAGCCACAUGUUUUCUUGCCCUGGCUGCUGUGAGACAGUGGGUGGUGCCCGGAAGUCAGAUCUGGUGGAUGGAGUUGGCCAUGGGUGUCUCAGAUCUCCGCAGAACCUGGGGCAGUGGUCAGUGCUGGGUGAGCAACAGGCAGGCCCCACAUCACAUUACAGACCUUAGAGAGUUUCCAGUCCACAGCGGAUACUGGCAGCCCUUGGGCCAGAUUUGGCCCACAAAUGUAUCAUAUUUGGCUUACAUUUAAUUUUUUUAUAAUUGUGAAUGCGCUCUGUGCCACUGAGCUGGAUACUUAAAAAUGGUUAAGAAGGUACGUUUCUCUAAAAUUCUAAAACGUAUCUUCUUAAUCAUUUUUAAGUAUCCAUUUCAGUGGCACAGAAUGCAUUCACAUCGUGGUGCAACCAUCACCAUCAUCCAUCUCCAGAACCUUUUCAUCUUGCAAAAUUAGAAACACCAUAUUCAUGAAGGAUUCACUCCUCAUUUCCCUGUCCCACAGCUGCUGGCACCCACCCUUCUACUUUCUAUCUCUAUGAAUUUGACCACUCUAGGACCUCAUGUGAGUGGAAUCAUACGGUCUUUGUCCUUUCAUGACUAGUUUAUAUCACUUAGCACAAUGUUUUCGAGGUUCCUGUGGCAGCAUGUGUCAGAGUUUCCUUCCUUUUUAAGGCUGAAUAAUAUUCCAAUGUGUGGAUGUACCACAUUUUGUUUAUCAUUCACGCAUUGAGGGACCUUUGGGUGGCUUCCACCUUUUUGGCGAUUGUGAAUAUUGCUCCUAUCAACACAGGUGUACAAAUGCCUAUGUUGCAUUUUUUAAUAUUGGAGUUAGCAAGUGACAUUUAAAAACCAAGAGAUUUCAUAUACAAAUCUGGAUUUCUGGCUUCUCUUGGAAAAUCAGUGUAUCUGACAGCAUCGGGCUUCCAUCUUCCCGGCCACAGUCAGAGGUGAAUGAAGCCAGCUAGCUCCCUCCCCCACUGAGAGGCACCCCACUCAGUGGACUGCAGGGCCCCCACUCCUUUCUCCUCCACUCACUGCAAAAGCUGCCUGGUUUCCACAGGCUAUGGCUUGGUGACACCUCGUCUGCUCAGCACCCUCAUGUUAUGGGUGAAAAUGCAGAGGCCCAGGGAGGAAGGGUGGCUGGGGCCCGAGGUCUCACAGGCCAGGAAGUGAUACAACCGCUGAAAUGCAGGAAGGGUCUGCAACUGGGCAUUGCAAAGCCUUGAUUCUACUUCCAGCUCUGCCACCUGCUUGUCCCAGGUCCCUGGGACAAAGCCCUUAAACUUUCUGAACCUAAAUUUCCUCUUUGGAGGAAAAUGGGAGAAAUGGCACCUUCUAUUGCAGCCUCGUGAAGUAUUGUGAAGACAGAAGGAGAUGUUGUGCAUUGACCAUUGAAUGCAGUUGGGAUGGGAAGAGGUGUUACUAAAAGCACAGGCCAUGUCAGGCAACCUAGCGUCUGGGGGUCUGUUUUCUCAUUUGCAAGACAGGAAAAGGGGCCACACCUUUCCCCACUGGGCUAUUACAAGGAUUAACUGAGGCAGGGAAAGAAAAGAAAAGCAUCCGGCAGAGGGCUUGGCACCCAGCAGAUGCUUCACAAAUGCUACUUCUUAACAAGUAAGGUCACAUCCAAGGGUUCCAAAUACUCUUCCUGCAGUACACAACCCAGGAAGAGAUGUAACAUCAUGGGAACAACCAGCUUCAGAGUCUAUUGGCCUGAUUUCAAAACCUAAGCUUGACGCAUUAGCCACUGAGGGCACUGGGCAGGUGAGCCCAUCUCUCUGAUCUGCAAACUCGUCCAUUGUUUAGUGGGGAAAAUAUCACUGUCCUUGACAGCACAGGGGGAAAUGAGAAAUGGAAGGUGCUUUUCACGUAGUAGACAUUCAAUAAAGUCUAAUUCCUUUCCUUGCCUUCCCCAGCAGAAAUCUGUUUUCUAGGUUAAAAAGAUGGCAUAUUUUCCAAAUAUCUUCAAAAAAGGGAACGAGGAAAAGUGUGGUUUCCAGCUUCCCACUGAGGUUUGUCAGUCACCAGGUUUCAUUCACUCAUUCAAGGAACAAGCACUGAUUGAGCACCACUAAGCACCAGGCACCACAAUAGGCCCUGGGGUUCUGGGAGAGAACAGAGUAGGCCAAAUUGCUGCCCUGGUGGGUGGGCUUCCGCUAAGUCUGCUCAGUCGCUCCAUGAGUACUCAUUAAGGGCCUCUUCUGAGCUGCCUUUCCAAGGGCCUUGGCUUUACCUGGAAGGCUCAUCUGUUGCUGUCUGUGUGAUUCCUGCAUAUCUGGACCUCACCCACUUCUCUGGCAGUACCAGAGAAUAUACCUGUCUUGGGCCCCAGACCUUUAGACAGCAUGGUGAUCCUGCCCGCCUGUGCUGCUUCGGUUAUUUCUUCAGUCCUUUCCAGGGUCCCUGGGCAAGGCUGAUGGAGCACUCCUGGGGAGAACAGUCCAUCCUACUGCACACAGGACACCCUGUGGGCCAGGUGUGGGCCCCAGAGAGCCUUGCCUCUUAGUUUACCUUUAGGCUUUGAAUGAAAUGGGAAUAUGGAUGGAAAGCCCUUUGUAAACUCUUAAGAUCUACAUGUAUAUACAGGAUUGGUGUUAUUUGACUUUCUUCUAGAGAGAUGACAGAGACCACCUGAUGUAGGAGAAACAGGUUAGGGUUUAAGACCAGAAUAGCUAGGCUGCAAUCUGGGUUCUGCAACUUAUUGGCUCCGAGACUAGCGAAAGUGGCCUCCCCUCCCCAGUUUACUUGCUGGGCAAAUGGAGAUAAUAAGAUACGCACCUCGGCACCUACUGUGCGCAAUAAUGGAAAAACUGGAUGGGAAGGCAUUUUGCAGAAUUACGUGUUGUGCAUAUAGUUUACUCAUGUCAUUAAUUUAAUGCACAUUUAUUAUACACCUACUGUGUGCCAUUAUGAACAAGGUGAUCUGUUAUAUGACAAUUUGGAAGAAAGUCCACAGGCUAAGGAAGAGAAGAAAUACUUGUCAGAUGGUUGUACUGCACAUUCAUAGAUUAUGAUUAGCAACAGCCAGCUAGUUGGCAUAGCAACGUUUCCCCAUGAACUGCUAGGCACUGUUCUUAAAAUAGGUAUGUCGGAGGUGUGGCGGCAGUGGGGACACGCUGAGGUAGUGUGGUUUGAUCGCUCUGCAGACCAACAUGGGCUGUGUGCUCAGAGUGGCCCUGCCAUUGCCCUUCCCAGGCAAGCCAGCAGGGCAGUGAUUAAGGUGACAGAUCCGGAAACAUCCAUUGUUGGAGCUGGAGACAGCCUCAGACUUCAUCUAGUGUAAGCAUCCUUCUCCUCCCCAUUUUACAGGUGAGGAAACUGAUUCCCAGAUGAGGUUAACUGACAUCUGCGGUCCAGUGACAAAGCCACUUGACUGCAAAUGGGACUGAACGUGGUUCGGAUGUCAUUAUGCAGUAUUCUCCAACCGUGCCAUGGGGCAGGCUCUUCUGAUUCAGAAUUUUAGGUCUUGGUCUGAUGCAAUUAGUCUUCUACUGGGUUGCAAUCUAUAUGGCAUCAUCUAGCAAUAGAUGUUAGUUUAAGGAAUUCUUUCAUUUUGUGUGGAAUGCAUGCCUGCAUUUCACCCUGGGGAAGCCCUGAAUCCCAGGAUAUCGUGGAAACUCACCUACUUUUUGGCUAGACUUACAUGAUUGAUCUUUAAAUCCACCCUUCCAUAGCCUUCCUUACCUAGUUUCUCGGUGUGAAAUCAAGCACCAAAGCUGGUCAAAGGUUUUUGAAUUGCUUUGGAAUGAGAUUAUUAUAUGAGUUUAGUUACCCAUCAUUGGAGAGAACAGGGAACGCAAGUCCUUUUACAGCUGGGGUCCUUUCUAUUUGUUUUACUCAGCUAAUUUAUUGAGUAAACUUUUAUAAACUUGAGAGGGGCUUUUCAUCUUCAGGCUGGUGAGCUUCUUUUAAGAGAUUCACAGCUCCCCUUUGGUUCCAGGGUGAAAUUCUAGGUCUGAAACGUGAAACCUUCUGAGAACUCAGCCAACUUCUGAGAAUAGGGUGCGAGACAUUUCUGACAUAUUUUAGACACAACCUGUUUUUCUCUGUUGAGACAGUGCCAUGCGGUGGGAAGGGCCCUGGGCUGGGAGUCCAGGCAGGGUAAGAGGGGCUGCAGCCCUGCCACUUACCCCCUCCAGGUCAUUUGAAGGAUGUAAAGACCGCAUUCUGUAUGGAUGAUUCUUCACCCUGGUUGCAUGUUGGACUCACCUGCAGAGCUUUUUAAAAAACUGAUGCCCAAGCCUCUCUCCAGGCCACUGAAAUCAAGUUGUAUUGGGUGGGGCCCUGGGCAGAGAUCUAUUUGAAAAGCUCCCCAGUGAUUCUAAUGGGCAGCUGGGGGAGAACCAUGGGAAUACAGUCACAUAGUCUCUUUCCACUCCCCCAUUCCCUGUGCUAUUUAAGUUCUAAAAUGCUAUUGUGGGUUUCUUCUGUGUUAGACUCAUAUUUAUUUAUGCUCCUAGCUAGGAAAGAAAUGUGUCCUCAGAGUCUACAGGAGGAAACUUCUCAUCUUUGGAGUAUUUUUGACCAUGAGUUGGCUUUGUAACUCUACCCUCAGAGGGCCUUUUAAACAGCUGGUGGUUCUUACAGAAAUGAAAUGCAUGAUGUGUUACUGCUUUGAGCUCCACUGUGGCAGAGCCUGGAGCUGAGCUCUUGGUGACUGGUCACUGCACAAUUCCGUGAAAGUUCAGAUAAUAUAAUUGGGUGGUAAAUGACACACUAAAUGAAUCUCUUGGGUGCAGUUGUUUGCAUCCUAAACUCCAGAAUAUGCAGAAAGAGAUAUUCUGUGAUAGAUAUAUCUGCCACUUGGGUAAGCAAACAACAGUAGAUUUGUCUUCGGCAUGUGCACCAGUGGCCAACUGCAUUCCUACCUAGCUUUGAAAUAAAUUAUUGGAAGUUCUCUGGUGCCUUAAGGUGGUGUAGAAGGAAAAGAUCCCUGGGGUUUGUUACUGUAUUUAGUUCUCUUCUCUGUGUUAUGGGAAUUUCUAAAAACAGAUAAUUUGUACCUUGGACCUAAAACUGCUUUCAAGAACUCAGCAGACUUGGGAUUGAAGGAUUGGGUUUUUUCUUUCCCAUGUGAACUUCCCUAAAUCCUACUCUGGCUUCAGAAAGCACAGCUCCUAUACAAGUCUGACUUCUGCAUUUUUAGUGUAAAUGCAAUGUAUUGAGUAAUGGAAAGACUAAUGGAAGAAUUGAUAGCUCAAAAAUGAGUUUUUUCCAACACCAUUUUUUUUUGUCUCUGAAAACACCAGCAGGCUGUGUCCAAGCAUGGGCUGAUGAUCCCUUUAUGUGAUGAUAGAACAAGGGAAGAGAGAGACAAAUUAAUGGGAUUGUUAAAAAUGGCUGAAAACUUGAUAUCAACUUUGAGUCAGUAUUUUCUUUUUAAAGUAGUAUAAUACAAUAUUUGUAAAUAGGACAUUGAAAGUGAUGGGGGAAAUAAAUGUCUAUGCAGUGACGUUAUAACCAUUAAUUCUGUAGUGGGAAAGGACAAGGUCUGCACCUAACAGCAGUAGGAGAGUGAGUUCUGGGGCCAGACACAGGACGGCUCUGCCACCGACUAACUGUGCAAGCUUGAACGGGGUACCUACCUCUCUUAACCUCAAAGUCCUCCAUGGAAACAGUGGGUAAGGUGUGAAGAUUAAAGAAAUAGCACGUUUCUUAAAGCACUCAGCAUGUCAGUGGAUGUUGGGAGCCUUCCCUCACCCCGUUGAAAAUGGGCUCUGUACAAACACAUUUUGGUGGCAGGCUGGGGCCUAUCGUACCAACCUGAGUUGGGGGAAUAAGAUGAUCUCUUCCACAGUUCGGGUUUGCACAACCAGCUUUUGCAGGUAAGGCAGGGAAGAGGCAUGAGUGUCAUUGGCAGAGCGAUAAGCGAGGCUGGCAAGUUCACUUUGGUAGAACCUCUGUAGACUCCUUAGUUCUUCCAGGUUGAAUCCUGGGCAGAAAUCACAUGAAAGCUGUGAAGCACAGACAUCAGUUUAGAAAUUGUGUACUUUCCCGCUGAAUCCCAAAUGCACAAUAACUGUACACCUUGCGGUUGCAUGAAUCUACAAGGUCUCCUAUGCGCCCUCAUUCAUAAACUCAAGGCUGAGAAUGUUGGCAGGCCAAGUCCUGCCCCUCCCUGGAGUGAGCUGCCUUGGUUCAUAUGGGAGUGGUCCAGCGACAGGACCCCACACCUCCCCUCCGGAAGCUCUUCAGCAGGACCUGCCUCGGGUCCUGGGGCAGCUAUCCUCCGGGGCCUGCCUGCAGUGAAACCAUCAGUCUGUGGAGAUGUUCACUGGAUUCCUGACCAGUUGUGGGUCGGGCUCAACCCUCCCUCUGGGUUUUCAGGAUUUGUAAUGAUCGCUCCAUUUGUGUAAAAUAGGCCGGCAUUUUCUCUUGUUACUGAGAUGUAUUUUUCUAUGUUAGUUAAAUGUAUAAUUUGUGUAAUUUUGUACAUUAAAAUGUAUGCUUUUUCACAAUUAAAGGGUUUUUUUUCCCUU
Gorilla gorilla gorilla (western lowland gorilla) is the source of this 15229-nucleotide messenger RNA. RefSeq names its product chromosome 3 C4orf50 homolog (gene C3H4orf50). The transcript is spliced from 14 exons. The record is from RefSeq and is a predicted model, not a curated record. The coding region runs from base 1 to 4530 and encodes 1509 amino acids. NCBI's taxonomy places the organism in Eukaryota, Metazoa, Chordata, Mammalia, Primates, Hominidae.